Molecule: messenger RNA, 179 nt
Organism: Funneliformis geosporum
Lineage: Eukaryota; Fungi; Glomeromycota; Glomeromycetes; Glomerales; Glomeraceae
Source: the annotation of a GenBank genome assembly
UUGAUCAAAAUGAUUUGAAACAAUUUUCGAAAGAUGUAGAAGGCUUGCUAGAAACACCUUCUUGUACUAUUGAUGAUAAUAACUUGACUAAAUGGAUUAAAAAGGAAAAGAAAGGAAAUAUUGAGCCAACUCGUGGUUUAACAGCAGCCAUUAAAUCAUUAAUUAAAGAUUUGCCAUAA